Molecule: messenger RNA, 2094 nt
Organism: Melanotaenia boesemani (Boeseman's rainbowfish)
Lineage: Eukaryota; Metazoa; Chordata; Actinopteri; Atheriniformes; Melanotaeniidae
Gene: zpcx
Product: zona pellucida protein C
Exons: 9
Coding region: 32-2047 (671 amino acids)
Biological process (GO): positive regulation of acrosome reaction; binding of sperm to zona pellucida; egg coat formation
Cellular component (GO): extracellular matrix
Molecular function (GO): acrosin binding
Source: RefSeq, a predicted model, not a curated record
CUGAAGCUGGUGGUGUAGUCUGAGACCCACGAUGGGGACAAUACAUCAGGUUCUUUGCAUUUUUCUUGGGCGUUUUAUUGCUGCUAUCUCUUUGGGAUAUGAAGAUGCUAUGUUUCCCCAUGAUUUUGAAAGUUUUUUGGAAAACGACAAGCUUUUUCCAUUUGAGAGAAAUAUUGAUUUCCUUCCGUUUGACAACAUCUUCAGCUCCUGGCGAACCUGGGCCCCUGACUUUAGCAUGCUUGCUGAAUUCCCUCCAACUAUGAAUGUUCCCAGAGUCCAGGUGUUUUGUGAUGAAUCUAAGCUAACUCUGUUGGUUGAUAAGAAAUCCUCUGGCCUCACACUGACUAAAGAGGAAAUGCAGCUAGGUAAUGGAUGCUAUAGCAACAAGGAACUACCAAAUCAAUUUGCCUUUGUUUAUGAUUUGGAUCAGUGUGGAACUACACUUGUGCUUCAGAAUGGUUUGCAGGCAUUCACCAACUCACUCCACUUGAACCUCAAGAAAACUACCCCCACUUGGUGGCAAGCUCUCACCACAGUGUACAUCUACUGUAUACCAAAGAGGCUAAACAAAAAUGCAGACUUUGCCCCAACACCUGCAGUGAAUGCUUUGAGCUUCAAUAUCCAAGCUAUGGAUCCAUCUUGGACCAAUGCAGCAGAAUCUAACAUCUAUAAAAGAGGCAAUAUGAUCCACCUCCAGGUUUCAGCCCAAAUUGGGCCAUAUCAGCAGCUUUUUAUCCAUUCCUGCUUUGUGUCUGCAUCUCCUGAGCCUCAUACUAGACCCAGGCAUGCAGUCGUACUAAACAAAGGGUGUUCAUCCUCAUUGGGUUCCCCUCAUACUGUUGCUCAGUUUGCUGCCUCCAACAGAGCAGAUGUAGUUAAUUUAAUGUUGAAUACAUCAAAUCUGAUUUCUGAGCUGUAUAUCCACUGUAACCUGGUUGUUUCAGAUGAGGGAGUCACCUCUGUCUCUAAAUCCUGCAACUAUGAUGUGAUCCAGUCAAGAUGGGAAGACUUGAGUGGUGAUGUUGAGGUCUGUGGCUGCUGUAGCUCAAAGUGUAAAGGCCCAUCAGUAAAGAACCUUCCUGAAGAUUUUAGGGGAAUGGUCAAUAUUGGUCCCCUGGAAAUCGUGGACAACAUUGAGACAAGUCCUGCACUACCAGACUUGGAAACUCAAAUUUCUAACACUCGACCCAAUUCUGUGCAGUCAGUUACUCCUGAGCCUGUUGAAGAUGUGACUCUUUUUGAUUCUUCUGUAUCAAGCAAGCUUCCAGCUUCCCCACAGGGUGUAGUUCUUGUAAGACAAGACCCAGAUGCCAGACUGACACUCUGGCUACCUGGACAGGUGCAGGCAGAACUAGGCAAUGACAUAAUUUCCCAGUCUGAAGAUGGCUCAUUGAAUCAAGUAAUGCAAAGUGACGACACAAGUUAUCCUGAGACUCAUCUGAAUUAUCUCCAAAAUGAGAUUAAUGGCAAAGCUGUGAAAGACUAUAAAAGCGUUUCUCUGGAUAUGAAUAUACUUCCAGUAGCUGAAUGGCCACCUCAAUACCAUGCAGCUUUUGGAGAGGGAUUUCAAAGAAAAAGCAGGCUUGUCAGAUCUGGGGACUCUGAUGCAGAGGGUGCACAAGCGGACCCCUCUCUUCCAACUGAGAUUAGUAUAAAUCUCAUGUUGGUUAAGAAGCCAAAACCAAUCAUACUGGACAGCAAUAUUGUAACAGAAGAAUCCCAAAAAUGGAUGCCAGUUGAAAUGGAUUUAAAUGACCUCAAGCAGAGUGACUUUAAUCCAGUAAAAGAUGAGCAACCGCAAAUGCAGAUGGAUACACCAGUGAUGGAGGAGCAAGUUGCCCAACCAGUAAUUCGUUCUAAACUGGAGUUUUCCAAAAGUGUGGAUGGCUCACAGACGCUGAGUUAUGAGGAAGAAGUGAAACGUGAUGGAAAAGGUGUGCUGGGAAGAUGUGAAAGGGAUGCUACCUGUGGAAAACGGGAAACUAGAAUGAAGGGGCUGCGCUCAACUUUCCUGUAUUUGUUGAGGAGGAUGAAUAAAGCAGAAUGAUUGGACCUUCAUGUGUAUUUCAGUGGUUAAAAUAAACUUGAACAAAA